Molecule: messenger RNA, 1243 nt
Organism: Pieris napi
Lineage: Eukaryota; Metazoa; Arthropoda; Insecta; Lepidoptera; Pieridae
Gene: Actbeta
Product: inhibin beta chain
Exons: 4
Coding region: 151-783 (210 amino acids)
Biological process (GO): SMAD protein signal transduction
Cellular component (GO): extracellular region
Molecular function (GO): growth factor activity; cytokine activity
Source: RefSeq, a predicted model, not a curated record
GGGAAGGGAUGUCUGCGUUCCACGGGGCGAACUUUUUACGCGAUCACAAUUUUCCUACGUGAAACACUGAAUGGUCAGCGUUUAAUAGAAUUUCGACUCGGCACGGAAGCCGAGUCAGAGCAUGGCCUGUCUGUCGCUGAGGCAGAAUUGAUGGUCAGGGCAGAGACAGCGCCAAGAGCGCGUCGCUUGAGGUACACUCUGUGGGCAUUCACUGUUCAUGGGAAUAGUACUGUUGGGGAAAUGGCUGGUGCUACAGAAGUAGGAGGGUUAACGGGUGGUGGUCGUGGUUGGCAAAGACUGGAUGUAACAUCAGUAGCACGCCGAUGGGCUGCGGGAGGAGCGCGGGAGCCUCUGCGGUUGUUACUCGACUGCAGUGGAUGCGCCGGUCGCGUGCGCCUGCGACUGGGCGGCGCGGCGUCAGCGCGGCCCCUGUUGCGACUGCGACUGGCACCUCACGCUCCUCGUCGUCGCCGAGCCCUAGAUUGCGAUGCUGCCGGCCAUGGGCGCUGUUGUCGACAGACGUACUACGUGAGCUUCCGCGCACUCGGAUGGGAUGACUGGAUCGUCGCACCCGAGGGCUAUUAUGCCAAUUAUUGCCGCGGGGCGUGUGAGCCAUUCCUCAAUUAUCACUCGCAGGUCGUAGAAGCAGCUCGCCUGGAGCGCGCCGCGUGUUGUGCACCGGUGCGCUUCUCUGCGCUGUCGCUCAUCUACUUUGGCGCCGACUCGAACAUCAUUAAACGCGACCUGCCCGAGAUGGUUGUGGAAGAGUGCGACUGCCCAUAGCGGCCUGUAAAUAGCCUACGCCGCCCGCCCCGCUCCCUGCUUUGCCGCUCGAAUCCGAUUUAAUCAGAAUCGAUUAUAAAUAAUAUUCUCGACUUGUGUAACAUUUUGUUCCUCGCGUUCAAAGACUAUAUCCUAAAUCAAAUGGUGACACGCAGACGACUCGCGUCGGCGGAUAUUGUGCUUUGGACAUUUAUCGCGCUAUUAUAUCGCAGGCGUGGUUACGAGGUCCGUUGUUUGAGCUAAAGUUCGACAACAUGCCAAAUUGCCUUGUAUCCGCGUCUGUGAUGAAAAGUAAGCGACGCACGCCAUGUCACGCCGACGCGACUCGUUUGUUUCGAGCCUAAAUAAUUUAAUAUGCCGUUUUCUUUCACCGCGUUUGGUGAUCGCUUGUAAUUAUUGUAAACUGUAUUAUAAUAAUUAUUAUAAUUAUAUUAAUAAUAAAUCAACUUUUUCAUAAUUA